AUGAUGCAGAACUGCUGGUUUAGAACUCUUGAUAUUCCGAUGGCAGACUUAAUUAGAGACGAGCCCGUGUCCGUUUCUUUCUCUGGCUCAGGGUAUUUGGCCACCUAUCAGCUGGGGGUGGUCCAGGGCCUUCGGGAUAACGCACCGUGGGUUCUUCUCCGAGCACCCAGAUUCUACGGAGCCUCUGCGGGGUCACUGGUGGCGGCAGCAGUGGCGUGUGGAGCUGAUAUAGGUCAUGUGAGGGAGGAGAUUUUGGCGCUGACCUGUGGACAUGCUUUUGGAUUUCCGCAGUUUAACAAGUUGGAGCGUGCACUUAGGCGCACGCUGCCCAAAAAUGCCCAUCAGCUGGCCAGCGGGAGGCUGCAUGUGUCCAUGACCCGCAUCCCGGAUGGACACAAUAUCCUGGUGUCGGAAUUUCACUCAAGGGAGGACCUGAUACGGGCUCUUCUGUGCAGCUGUUUUGUCCCGGUGUUCUGUGGGAUGAUUCCGCCUUGCUAUAAAGGAGUGCACUACAUGGAUGGUGGUCUGACUAACAUCCAGCCCAUUCAGGACUCCUGCCCCACAUUGACUGUUUCUCCUUUUGCCGGAGAUGUGGACAUCUGUCCAUCUGACAAAUCCACCAUCUUCUGCAACCUGGUUGUCAACCAACUGUCUGUCCAGGCCACCCUGCCCAACUUCAUCAGAGUGGCCAAUGCGCUGUUCCCUCGCGACUGGGAGGCUAUAAAUAAAGCUUUCUACAAUGGAUACCAGGAUACGCUCUUCUUUCUGCAGCACAGUCGCUCCUUACAACCUUACCGUGGUUUGGUGGCUGAGCUGGAGAGUGUCGUGGUGGAACAAAAGGAGUGGACACUUCCUCAGCUAGAGUUCACUGAGGAGGAAGAACUCGAAGAGGAAGCUAAAGAAUUUGCUCAGGAGAGCCCCCUACAGGGGCUUGUGGAGAACAGUAGCUUGGCUAGGGUUGACUAUUCCUCCGAUCUGGACUGUCUGGACAUGGCCAACAAUAUAAACCCACCAGGGCAGGCACUGGAAGUGCUCAUCUGUAACAUCGUGGCUCAUCUUGGAAUGAUCAGUAUUGUCAGUGAUUACCUGCCGCUGCGGACAAUGCCAUACCUGCUGCUACCGCUAACGCUAACCAUCUGGGCUACCACCACUUUCAUCAACAGGGUUGAGCCGUGGGUCCUCUACACUUAUCAAGUGGCCUACUGGCUUUGGCAGGACCUGAAGCACAUGAUGCGGUUCAUCCUCAACAUCAUAUUGUCCAGUGUGCGCAAAGGUGUUCAACACAAGAUGCCGGCGCUGUUCAUCAUCCAGACUAAAUAUCUGAGUCGUGCAAAAGACCAGCUCAGUGCGUCUUCACCCCUCCGUCAAAAAAGCUCCAUCUUGCAAUCCCACCAUACGCUCCUCUUCGCAUUGGAGAUGAGGAAACGGCAAAGAGAGAGCAAACAGAACGUACCGUAGAUGCUACACGCUCAACAACUGGACAUAUGAAGAUAUAUUACCAACAUGAAUCACCCUCAGCAUUGCAGUGACACUGACGUGGUGGUGUGUUAGUGUGUGUUGUGCUGGUGUGAGUGGAUCAGACACAGCUGUGCUGCUGGAGUUUUUAAACACCUCAGUCUCACUGCUGGACUGAGAACCAAAAACAGCGUCCUGUGACCACUGAUAAAGGACAAGAGGAUGACCAACACAAACUGUGCAGCAGCAGAUGAACUAUUGUCUCUGACUUUACAUCUACAAGGUGGAGCAACAAGGUAGGAGUGUCUAAUAGAGUGGACAGUGAGUGGACACAGUGUUUGAACACUCCAGCAGCACUGCUGUGUCUGAUCCACUCGCACCAGUGCAACACACACUAACACACCAUCACCACGUCAGUGUCACUGCAGUGCUGAGAAUGACCCACCACCCAAAUAACACCUGCUCUGUGGGGGUCCUGAUAAUUGAAGAACAGGGUAACAAAGUAAGCAGAGAAACAGAUGGACUACAGUCUGUAACAGUAGAACUACAAAGUGCUCCUAUAUGGUCAGUGGAGCUGAGUGUAUCAUAUAUAUUGUUUGAGGAUCUGAAGCUGGACGAGGGCUUUGUGGGUGAGAUUAGUGACCCCCAUGACUAACACAAUCUCUUUAACUGUCUUUAUCAGAGGGUCUUGUUCUGUCAUGCUUUAAUUAAAAGUAACCAGCAGACAAAGACAUUAAAACAUUAAACUCAUUCCUUUCAAUCUUCUUUAUUAACUUAUAGAAAAGAUUCUUCACAUUUUAAUCAGCUUUCUGUUUAUGUAAGCUAUGAAAUGCUGGUAUAUGAGCAUAUGUAAGUAUGUAAGUGUAUUUUUUCCCUUUCUGUAAAAUAUACAUAGUUAUACUGAGGUCAUCUGACAAUAAAAACAAU
Molecule: messenger RNA, 2382 nt
Organism: Colossoma macropomum (tambaqui)
Lineage: Eukaryota; Metazoa; Chordata; Actinopteri; Characiformes; Serrasalmidae
Product: 1-acylglycerol-3-phosphate O-acyltransferase Pnpla3
Exons: 9
Coding region: 1-1458 (485 amino acids)
Biological process (GO): triglyceride catabolic process; lipid homeostasis
Cellular component (GO): lipid droplet; cytoplasm; membrane
Molecular function (GO): triacylglycerol lipase activity
Source: RefSeq, a predicted model, not a curated record